Molecule: messenger RNA, 882 nt
Organism: Schistocerca gregaria
Lineage: Eukaryota; Metazoa; Arthropoda; Insecta; Orthoptera; Acrididae
Product: trypsin delta-like
Exons: 2
Coding region: 1-765 (254 amino acids)
Biological process (GO): proteolysis
Molecular function (GO): serine-type endopeptidase activity
Source: RefSeq, a predicted model, not a curated record
AUGCAGCGCCUCGCCCUCUUUUUGGUCUGCCUCUUGGGUUCCGCCCUCGCCGCGCCCUCGCCGGCCAGGCUGUGGAGCCGGGGCAACGGCCGCAUCAUUGGAGGCUCCAACGCCAACAUUGCCGACUACCCGUGGCAGCUGUCCUUCCAGUAUGGCGGUUCGCACAUUUGCGGAGCGUCCAUCAUCAGCUCCAGCUGGGCGCUGACGGCCUCUCACUGCGUUGACGGUAUGAGCCUCCUUCUGAUGACUUUCCGAGCUGGGUCUUCAAUUCGUGGGAGCGGUGGUACCGUGCUGAGGGCCUCCUCUGGUUACAUGCACGCGUCGUACAACAGCCGCACUAUAGACUACGAUAUUGCAGUCAUACAGGUGUCUGGAUCCCUGCUGGGCACGAACGCUCAGGCCGUCAGCCUGCCCUCUGACGGCUACGACCCGCCAGGUGGUCUCGCGGUGACGGUGACCGGCUGGGGAACGACGUACACGGACGGGCCAGCAGCCAGCACCCUGCAGAAGGUCGACAUCGGCAUCGUGGACCGCAGCACCUGCAGGAGCAUCUUCGCCAACAUCAACACUGUGACCGCCCGCAUGGUGUGCGCCGGCCAGGCCGGCUUGAGCGUCUGCAACGGAGACUCCGGCGGCCCCCUGGUCAACGGAAACACCCAGGUGGGCAUCGUCUCCUGGGGAAAUUCACAGUGCGAGUCCGCCCCCGGGGUCUACGCCAACGUCGGAAACCUGCGCUCCUGGAUCCGAUCUGCGGCUGGUGUCUAAACUCUCCUGGCUCUCCGCUGUUCUCGGCUCAGUGAACGUUUCGACAAUAACAUUCCAUUUGUACUAAAGACUGUAUUUUUUAUAAUAAAGAAUUGUGCCGAAAUUACAGCAUUCAUA